GACAUGCCUCUCCAACAGCUCGAGCGUGGUUUCCCUCUGACGUCUCCUCUGUUGGCAGGUGUUCAGAUAUGAGCUGUAUGUGCUUGUGAAUUUCAGAGCCCGAAUAUCACCCUGCAGCGGAGCACCAUGAAACAGGGCGCAAGCAUGACGGAGAGAAGUGGGAGUUUUCACGCGUGGAAAGUGCUGCUGGUGGGGCUGGGUGCGCUGCUGCUGCUCCUGACCUAUGCAGGUUCGGUGUUCCUGCUGGUUCGGCAGAGAGAGCUGACGGAGGAGCUGGUCAGGCUGGACGCCCGGAUGCAGGAGCUGUCCCGGAGCUGCAAGCUGCAGGCAGGGAUCGUGUCCACGGACCCCGGAGAGGCUGCAGAGCUAAAGACCUUACGCCGCAGGAGAAGGAACCAGGACGGGCAACCUGCACAAAGUCAAGACGAGGAGGACAUGAUGAUGCUGAUGACAUACUCCAUGGUCCCUGCCAAAUCCCUCAUCGACCUGUGCUCCAGAGGAGUUUGUGUAAUAGGUCCACCUGGACGUCCAGGUUUGCCUGGUGGAGCUGGUUCACCAGGACCACAGGGUGUGGCAGGGCCAGAGGGGAGACGAGGAAGACGAGGACACCCUGGUAAAAUAGGAGAGCCGGGACCUAAAGGGGACCUUGGGCCUCCACGACUGAAAGACGAAACCUGCAACAGCAUUCUCACUGAGGGUCCUCCUGGUCCAAGGGGUCCGCCUGGUCCACCUGGUCCACCUGGUCCAGCCUGUCCUCACUGUCAUUCUAGUAGAGUGAGAAACAAGACCAUCCAUGGACACAUUCGUCAAACCAACAGGCUGAUGAAGGCAUCUCCUCUCCUGACCAGGGAGGCCAUCAAUGAAACCGACACAGACAACAGGCGCACAAUGAACAAGACUGAAUCACCAACACCACAUCCAGCUGACGAUGCCAGAAAUGUGCUGAAUGUUACAGACUUUGAGAAACUUCCAGAUACAAAAAUGGAACCUGACUCGGUAUCAUUUCAUCCGGAUUACAGCCACAGAACCUUGAAUGACACCGACUCCGAAAAUGUCACAGAGGCACCAGUAAAAUUAUCAACAGCCCUGAUUUCUGGCGACCUUGGCCAUGACGGUGAUACCUUCAGGGGCAGUGGGAAUAUCACCAAUUCAACAAAAAAAAGUGAGUCAGUUUCACCUCGUCCAGGAUACAGACAUGACACCUGGAUUGAAAUCAACACAGGGAAUUUUACAAAGGCACCAAUCAAAUCAUUAACAGCGUUACCAACACCAUAUUCAGCUCAUGGAGCCGGAGAUUUCUUUAAUUUGACUAACUCAGAGAGACUUACAAACAUAGAUAAGGAGACUGUAGAAUCAGUGGCAUCUCAUAAAAACAACAGCCACACCCCCUUGAAUGACUCCAAAACAGAGAAUAUUAGAUGGACACCAAUACAAUUACUAACAGCCCCACGUUCUGCUGACCAAAGCAGAGAUGCCUACACUGGCAGAGAUGCCUACACUGGAGUCAUCACUGAUAAGCCCAUUAAAAGUGAUCCAUCAAAACCACAUCCACCUAACAACGUGAAUGUUACUGAUUCUGACGAACUCCUAAACACAAAACUGGAACCUGAGUCAGUAUCAUUUCAUCAAAACAACAGCCACGGCAACAUGAAUUAUAUGAAAAGUGAGAAUGUUACAAGGGCACCAGUGCAUUUAUUAACAACCCCACUUUCUGUGGAACUGACUCAAAAGAUGGAACCGUACAAUAGCAGUGAAAACCUUAUUGAUACACCCAUGGAAAGUGACUCUUCAUAUCCGCAUCAAAACAACAAGAUCAAUGAGACGUGGACAAGAAAAGAGUGCAGUAUUAAAGCUAUUAAAUGUUCGGAGAAAGUCACCAAAAAGAAAAGCACUUUCGGAGCCUUGAUGUCAGAUGUUUCAUGGCAGGAUGAUGGUAGAUACUGGCUGGCCGAUCAUUUUUCAGGUCGAAUUUUGGCAGAAUAUGAGAACAUCUCAGCCUUUCAGAGCACAAGCAACAAAAGUAUAGAUGUCAGGAGGUUCUACCAGGGAUGUGGUCAUGUUGUGUACAAGGGUUCAUUUUACUUUCACAACGCAGGAACUAACAAUCUUAUAAAAUUUGGACUGAACACUGGGAGAGUAGACACUCUGACCAUGGGAAACAGCAGAUAUAACAAUCUGACUUAUCUUUUCCGCAACUCAAAGACUUACUUCAAGUUUGCUGUGGAUGAAAAUGGACUGUGGGUCAUUUUUGCAUCGGAUACAGAUGAUAAUACCAUGGUUGCGAAGCUCAACCCUGACACUUUCUCUGUGGACACAGUCAUUAAGACGUCCUACCCUACAACUAAAGCAGGAAAUGCAUUCAUUGUGUGUGGAUUGCUAUAUUUUACAGAUGAUAACGACAGAAGAGUGACAUACGCCUUUGAUUUGAAGAAAAAUAGUCCUUUUGAUGCAAGUUUUGAAUUAAGGCCUGCUAAAGGCAUCUUGGCUAUGCUGUCAUACUAUCCCAACAAAAAGCUUUUGUAUAUGUGGGAGAACAGCAAAGUGAAAACCUGCAAAGUUAAACUCAAUGUGACUGAAAAAUUAACCGUGUAAAUUGAGCAAUUAAAGACUUUUUGAAAUAGCAGGUUGUUUUUUUAAAAAUAUGAUUUUUAUGAAACAGUGACCUGAAUUUGACGGAGAUGGAAGUUGCUGGUAGAGGUUUAUUAGGUUGCACUGGCUAUUGUUUGCCUUGAAUGUGUGAUCCUUCAGUAAAUUCAAGAUCACUGAGAAGUGACAAUGGCCUGAAAGCAGCGUGAUAUGGAUAUUGUUUCACUGAGGAAAAUUAAUUUUGAGCUGCAACAGGUUUCGCAAACGUCUCAGUGAAAGUACUUGACUGACGCAACAGAGAAGAAGGAACAAGGUCUUCAGCAGAAGGCUACACAAACAGAGGUCAUGAAUGAGUUUCUACCGUCCUAAUAGGCGCAGAGCAGAUGAGCAGAAGCACGCAAAGAACCUUCGAUCUGAACAUACACCAGGAAAGAACCUUUGUCUGCAGAAAAGUUUAUCAAGUGGGACAGGCAGUCAACCAGAUUUCAAUGUCUGUCAAUGUUUUUAUGUUGUUGUUGUUGUUGUUGUUGUAAUUUGUCAGGAAAUUUGAAGUAUGAUAUAAAUAAAUAAAGGUUUUAUGAA
This is a messenger RNA of Scophthalmus maximus (turbot), 3168 nucleotides long. RefSeq names its product gliomedin. The record is from RefSeq and is a predicted model, not a curated record. NCBI's taxonomy places the organism in Eukaryota, Metazoa, Chordata, Actinopteri, Pleuronectiformes, Scophthalmidae. Gene Ontology annotation, cellular component: cell surface. Bases 127 to 2592 code for a protein of 821 amino acids. Gene Ontology annotation, biological process: signal transduction. The transcript is spliced from 21 exons.